Messenger RNA from Notechis scutatus (mainland tiger snake), 1457 nucleotides. It is a transcript of the gene EXOSC6, whose product is annotated as exosome component 6. Gene Ontology annotation, cellular component: nuclear exosome (RNase complex); nucleolus; cytoplasmic exosome (RNase complex). The record is from RefSeq and is a predicted model, not a curated record. Lineage: Eukaryota; Metazoa; Chordata; Lepidosauria; Squamata; Elapidae. Gene Ontology annotation, molecular function: RNA binding. Gene Ontology annotation, biological process: U4 snRNA 3'-end processing; nuclear mRNA surveillance; rRNA catabolic process.
CGCGCCAAACCUGGGGCCAUGCCGCUGGAUCACCGGCGUGUGCCGGGCCCGGAAGAGUCCCAGUCGCCGCUGCUGUUCGUGCCCGCCGACCCGAAGGCGGGCGAGGCGGGCGAAGGCAGCCGGGACCCGUCGGCGCUGCAGCCGCUCUUCGCCCGCGUGGGGCUGCUGAGCCAAGCCAAAGGCUCGGCCUACGUGGAGCUGGACGGAGGGACCAAGGUGCUUUGCUCCGUCGCCGGGCCGCGCGAAGCCGGUGGCGGCGGCGGCGGCGGCGGGAUCGGCGCUCCCCCGGCCGAGCAGCGGGGCCGGCUGGUGUGCGAGUUCCGCCGGGCGCCUUUCUCCGGCCGCGGCGCCCGCAGCCGGCCGGGCGAGAAGGAACCCGAGUUGGCUUUGGCGCUGCAGGAAGCGCUGGAACCGGCCGUGCGCCUGGCGCGCUACCCGCGGGCGCAGCUGGAGGUGAGCGCGCUGCUCCUGCAAGACGGCGGCUCUGCCUUGGCCGCCGCCCUGUGCGCCGCCGGGCUGGCGCUGGCCGACGCCGGCAUCGAGCUCUACGACCUGGUGGCGGCUUGCGCGCUCAGCCGGGCGGCCGGCCCGUCGUCGGGGGGCGAGUGGCGGCUGCAACCCACCGAGCCCGAGGAGCGCGCCGCCGCCGCCCGUCUCACCGUGGCGCUCCUGCCUUCCCUCAACCAAGUGGCCGGCCUGCUGGGCAGCGGCGACGGCGGGCAGGCCGACAGCUGGGCUCAAGCGCUCCGCCUGGGGCUCGACGGCUGCCAGCGCCUUUACCCGGUGCUGCGCCAGAGCCUCUUGCGCGCCGCCAAGCGCCGGGCGCCCGAUCCACAGGAGCCCGCGGAGAUGGACACGGAGGAGCCUCCUCCUCCCGCGGGGACGGCCUGAAAAUCGUCCUCGGGGUUUGUUUGGGUUUUUCCCCCACGCGUGGCGGCGUUUUGCUCAGGAUCGGGACAGCCGGGGGACCAGGGCGCACGUCGGGACCUCGAUGUAGGAAAGCACCUGAAGGAUAGACGGAUGCGGAGCGAGACACCUGCCUGAUCCCCAAAUAGGACUUAAAUUUGGACACUGCCCCCCCCACCCCCGCUUUGGGGUAACUUUACUGCAACCCCCUCCCAAGAAGUUGUGACUUUUUGACUCCCAAGUUUGCACCGUUGUCUUUUUUUUUGUGUGUGUGUGUGUGUAACUCAAAAAACUCUUCUUGAACCCACAACUGCUGCCCUAUUUUAGUGUAGAACUUUGUUGGUCCUGCGGAGGCGGCCUCUGACCUGUUUGUUAAUGUGGGCCCUUUGGAUGAAGACUUGGUUUCACAGGAGUUUCUUGCAAAGUUAGGUUAGGUUGAAGUGAUGGCUGAGUUUUCACCAGAAACCACUAUCCGCCUGUCUGUCUGUCUGUCUGUCUACCUACCUACCUUAUCUAUCUAUCUAUCUAUCUAUCUAUCUAUCUAUCUAUCU